Penicillium atrosanguineum is the source of this 3291-nucleotide messenger RNA. Its product is annotated as putative PAB1 binding protein (Pbp1). Bases 1 to 3291 code for a protein of 1096 amino acids. Gene Ontology annotation, biological process: cytoplasmic stress granule assembly. Gene Ontology annotation, cellular component: cytoplasmic stress granule. The record is from RefSeq and is a predicted model, not a curated record. NCBI's taxonomy places the organism in Eukaryota, Fungi, Ascomycota, Eurotiomycetes, Eurotiales, Aspergillaceae. Gene Ontology annotation, molecular function: RNA binding. The transcript has 5 exons.
AUGGCUUCCACUUUGAACUCUGCGCCGGCUGCGAACAGCUCAUCUGGCAAUGCCCACUCGACACAGAACUCCGGCCGCCCCUCUCUGAGACCUAGCGCCAGCACCAAGGGGGACGGUCGCCGACAGUCUGGCAGCCCUGUUGAUGGUGCUCAGCGGCGCACAAACUCACAGAAAGCCUGGACCCAAGGGACCAACCCCAUCACUCAACGCUCCUCAUAUUCGAACGGAAACAUGGCUCGCCAGUCGGGCUCCCCUCAGCCCGGCCUGAAGGAAUCGAACACCCCCGAUAACCACGCGCAUGACCGUUUACUGUUCUUAUUCGCCAGUUUCAUUGGCCUGCAUACGACAAUUACCACAAAAGGCGGAGACAAAUAUACCGGCAUUUUCUCGUCUUCAACUUUGGGAGCGAGCGAUUCAUCAUUCAUUCUGAAGAUGGUGCAGCGAGCAUCUCAGGAAAACCAACCUAAGACUAAUGGCACGAGUGAUGCGUCUAGUAAUUACCUAGGAUCUGGACAGGAGCAUAGCAUGGCCUUUGAUAUCAAGGAUGUAUCGGACAUCGCUGUGCCGAACGUCUCCCCGGCUGAGGUCUCGGCCAAGGAAUCCAAUGGUGCGAGUGGUUUCAGAACCGACGCUGACAUCUCCGGAAAUUUGGCAAUGCGUGAGCGCACCCUUAAGCGCUGGGAGCCUGCCGCUGACGAAAUUGACAUGUCCUUGGAGAGCGCCGCGGGCGAUUCCGCGGGCUGGGAUCAAUUCGAGGCCAAUGAACGUCUUUUCGGUGCAAAGACCAACUAUGAUGAGAAUCUUUACACCACUCGCAUUGACCGCUCAGACCCCACCUACCGUCAGAAGCACGCCGAGGCGGCUCGCAUUGCGCGUGAGAUCGAAGGCCAGGAUCACGAAAACGCCCACAUGCGCGAAGAGAGAGGCCUGGUGGCCCCUGACUCGGGUGACCAGGAUGAAGAAUCCAAGUACAGCGGUGUCCAGCGUGAGGACAAAUCCUUCCAGCCCCUCGCUUCUGGCCAGCCCAAUAAAUAUACUCCUCCUGGACGCCGUCAGCCCGCACCUCCUGUUGCGCCCUCAAAGCAACCAUCGGCUCCUGUGCCUCAGGCUCCAGCCAAGGAGAUUGCCCCUGUUGAGAAGCAACAGCCAACUCCCGCGGCCCAGCCCAGUGCUGAGGCAGAGCAGAAGACUGACAACAGCAAGGCUGCGCCUGCUGCUUUCACCGCAAAGCAACAGCGCCCUGUCCCCGAUAAUGCUACUGCCAACGUCGAGACCGAGGUUCUCGAUCACUUCCGCCAAUUCGCCAGCAGCGAGAAGCUGAAGGUUCAAGAACGUCGUCGCAACCAAGCAUCGUACGAUCGUACGAUCAAGUUGAACGAGUUAAUGAAGUUUUCCAAGAACUUCAAGCUCUCUACUCCUGUUCCCAAGGAUCUGGUGCCCAUUCUCGCCAAGGACCCCCACAAGCAAGAGGCUAUCAUCGGCCGGCUUCAAUCGCCAGAUGAGAAGGCCAGCCCGAAGUCUGCUUCGCCUGUGGCUGAGCAGAAGCCCACUGCUCGUGCUACUGGACCUACUGGUGCAGUACCUCCUGUGGCUCCUUCUGACCGCCAGAACUUCGCUCGGGGUCGUCAAGGUUAUCCUCCUACUGGCCCUCUUGCUGGCCCUGGUGGUCGCUUCCCCCAGCAGCCCAUGCAGCAGGGUCGUCCCGGUGCUGGUAUGCUCAGCCAUCGCCUCCAAGACAACCUACAGCAGCGUAAGGGUAACAACAUGGCUCCCGUUCCCGCUCCGUUGCCUAUUCAGGAUGCUCGGGGACCUCCUACUGGCCCUGCCAGCGAUCAGUCCCGGAUCACCAGCCCCGUAAAGUCUCAGAGCUUGGCCUCCGCUGCGUCGAAAUUCAAUGUUCGCGCGAUGGAGUUUAAGCCCAACCCUGCGGCAAGCACUUUCACUCCCGGUGGCGGUUCGGGAUCUUCUGCUGGUCCUGGCACUACUGGUACUACUGCUGCUAGUGGUGUUACUGCUGCUAGUGGUGUUACUGGCGCUACUGGUGCUAGUGGUGCUAGUGGUGCUUCUGGUACUACUGGUACUACUGCCGCAACUGCUACUAACACCGCCGCCGCUAGUGCUAGCCCGCGAUCCUUCUCGCGAAAUACUUCUGUUUCUCGUGCGACUACACCCUCUGCAUUCUUUGGCACCAAGAAGCCCCAGCCUAUCUCCGAGAGACCGUCCAUUGAUGAUCAGUUUAAUCCCAUAAAGCGCAUGAAGAAAGAGAGCGCCGAGGCAGCUGAAAAGGCCGGCAAGCCUUACACUCCAUUCAAUGGCGGCGUUCCCCCUCCUUACAAGACUCUGCCCACUUGGGAUGUGUCAGAGGCCAACCAGGAGAAGAAUUUUGACCAGAUGUUCAAGCAGCCGAGCAGUAUUCCCUCGGCUUCCCCCCAGGGCCGUUCUGCUUCAAACAACCCCCAUCUUCCCCAGUCGCAGAUGCCUUUCUACCAAGGGGGCAACCAGGGUAUGCCACCUUCCUCCGGUCCUCCUGGUGGACCUCACAUGCACCAAGGUUCCCAUGGUCCUACUCCGGGUCACAUGGAUGAUCAUCAUCGCAUGCAGUUGUCGGCAUCGUCUUCGCAGGUUUUCCCCUCGCCUCGUAUGGGACAAAGUCACAUGGGAUAUCCUUCUCCCAUGGUCCCACAUGCACAGCUGGCAUUUGGCCAGCCGGUGCCGCAAUUCUACGGAGGACCUCAGCCCGGCCACAUGAGACAGUACCAGGGUGGCCCUCAGUUCAUGAACCCGCAAGCUGCCAUGGGAGCUCCCAUGAUGAUGCAGCAGGCUUCCACCGGUUCUUAUAUGGGUGUGCCCCAGGGCAUGUCUCCAUAUAACCCGCAAAUUCAGAUGUACUCCCCUUCUCCAGCCCACGCCUAUCCUCAGCAUGCACCCCCUCAUCAGCCACACAGCGGUUACCCUAGCCCCAGUCGCGGUGCGCCCAUGAUGAUGCACCAGAACUCGCAGUCAGGCCAACCUCCCCAGCAGAUGAUGUUCAUGUCUGGACAGCCUGGACAGCCUGGAUAUGGAGCGCAACAGCCCGGUCACAUGCCUCCUGGUCGUGGUGGCUACCCCCAGCAGCAGCCUCAUUUCUCCUCAAGCCCUCACCAGGGUCACCAUUUCCCUCCUAAUCAGCACCGGACACCAAGCAACAGCUAUAACCAGGUCCCUCAGAUGGCUCCCCAAGGACCAUCUGGCACCCAGGUCAAUGCGGGCUCCGGUUCGCACUCUGCUGAGCCCGCCGAUGAGGGUAAAUGA